Messenger RNA from Ochlerotatus camptorhynchus, 1070 nucleotides. RefSeq lists its product as uncharacterized. Gene Ontology annotation, cellular component: nucleolus. Gene Ontology annotation, biological process: rRNA processing; negative regulation of transcription by RNA polymerase II. Gene Ontology annotation, molecular function: DNA binding. Bases 118 to 1044 code for a protein of 308 amino acids. Lineage: Eukaryota; Metazoa; Arthropoda; Insecta; Diptera; Culicidae. The record is from RefSeq and is a predicted model, not a curated record. The transcript has a single exon.
UUGGGUUUCAGCAUCAGCACGUGCGUGCAUCUUUCGCGAAUCGACAUCAGCUGCGAAUUUUACGAGUGAUUUACGUUAUUCUCCGACCGGAAUAUUCGAUCCCCAAAACCAUCCGGAAUGGUGUUCUUUACGUGCAAUCACUGCGGUGAAUCGCUCAAGAAGCAAGCCGUCGAAAAACACGGCUGGAAGUGCAAACGCGAACUGAACGUUUCGUGCAUGGACUGCCAGAAGGAUUUCAUCGGGCAGGAAUUCGACGCCCACACCAGCUGCAUCACUGAAGCGGAGAAGUAUUCCGGCAAGGAUUACGUUCCGAAAGCGAAUGCAAACAAGGGUGCCAAGAAACAGGAAGCCUGGCUGGACACGAUUCGAUCGAUUACCGACAGCAAGGGGAAUCUGUCGAAGGGAAUCACGGAAGUGUUCAAUGUGAUUAGGAAGAACGAUAAUAUUCCUAGGAAGUCGAAGGGAUUUCUGAACUUUUUCGCCAACUCUGCCAAGCAUAUCCGGAAGAAUGACGUCGAAGCAGCCUGGGCCUUGCUGGAGGAAGAGGUGAAGAAAACUCGGAGCAACGCAGCGGAGCAGACGCAAACGAACGGAGUGGUUCCGGACGGUAUGUGGAUUCCGGGACAGAAGGCAACACAGAACGGAGCAGGAGACAUCCAACAAAAUGGAUUCAAGAAGCGUAAGCUGGAAGAUGACACGGAAGUGACUGCAGAGGAACCAGCCAAGAAGAAGAGUAAGAAAAGGACCAAACAGGCGCAGAACGGAGUCAGCGAGGAACAUGAACAACUCGUUGAGGCGCAAGAGAAUGGAACGAAUGGUGAUGCUGCUUCGGAGAAGUUCCAGUGGGGCGAAGUAAUUCGAACGACGCUGAUGUCCAAGAACAACGAGAUGAAGCUGGAAAAGCUCAAGAAAAAGGUACUGAAGAAGUAUCGCCAGUUGGUUGGUGCUGACGUGAUGAGUGAUAAGAUUGAUCGUAAAUUUAGUAAGAAACUUACGAAACUAGGCGUUGAGGUGGAUAACGACACUGUCCGGUUAAUUGCGUAGUUAUUAAAGAAAGCAUUGAUUCAGGA